Molecule: messenger RNA, 1938 nt
Organism: Periophthalmus magnuspinnatus
Lineage: Eukaryota; Metazoa; Chordata; Actinopteri; Gobiiformes; Gobiidae
Gene: cib2
Product: calcium and integrin binding family member 2
Exons: 8
Coding region: 817-1380 (187 amino acids)
Molecular function (GO): calcium ion binding
Source: RefSeq, a predicted model, not a curated record
GGGGGUCAGCGGCUAACUAUGAGUAGCAACACGUAGCAACACGUCUCUAGCUUCGUGCCUCUGGACAUUUAAUUAUUCAUAACACGUUCUGCCGAAUUUGAGCAUAAUUCUCUAUUAAUAAUGCGGUGAAUUUGUGCAUUUAGUCCGCGGUAAAUCCAACUUUGACACAAGCUAACUGCUAGCAUAGCCUCAGCUAACGUUCUCACCUAGCAACCGCCAAACGUCGUCCGCCCGUCUGAACUUACCAUGGCUCUUGUCACGCUUCGGCUCCAUGGCAGGCAACUGUGGCUUUUCACGGUUUAAAACAUUCACAUUAAGGUGGGGAGGUGUCGUUUUUGGUGGAGUAAAAAAAUGUGUGUGUCCAGGAUGUGACCAGGACCAGGCACGGACCGCACUGCAGGUGGAUACGGACCUCAGCCUCCUCUGCGGCGCAUCAGCUCCAGGGAUUAGCCCGGAGGAGAGGAUGGAGGAGAGGAUGGAGGAGAGGAUGGAGGAGGCGGAGAUCAGUUACUGCAGAUGCCGAUCUCAAUCAUUUGACUGAAUUUGUGGCACCACAACUGCAGGACCUUCAACCAACCAGCAUUCACCAGCAGAUGGUCCUAUCACACUGGAGUCUGGAUGUUGGCUCUCCGAGACUCCACACAAAGCGGAACCUGGACACCAUGUUUUUGGGCUUCAACAUCAUGGAGUUUACAGUGAAGAUCAGUGGAUUCUGAGACGGUCCCUUUACCCUGGAUCCUAAAUGUCGUCACUCAAGAGGAGGCUGUUGUUAUUCUGUGAUGUGAAUGUGUACAAACCUAACGCUCUGGUGGCAGGAUGGGGAACAAGCAAACCAUAUUCACUGAUGAGCAGCUCGAUGCCUACCAGGACUGCACUUUCUUCACUCGCAAAGAAAUCCUCAGGCUGCACGGCCGAUACCAUGAGCUGGCUCCACACUUGGUUCCAAUGGAUUACACCAAUGACCCUGAGUGUAAAAUCCCUUUGGCUUUGAUAGUCAACAUGCCGGAACUCAAGGAGAAUCCAUUCCGUAACAGGAUUGUGGAGUCGUUCUCUGAAGAUGGCGCUGGGAACCUGAGCUUUAAUGAGUUCGUGGACAUGUUCUCAGUGCUCAGCGAAACGGCUCCAAGGGAACUGAAGGCAAUAUACGCCUUCAAAAUAUAUGAUUACAAUGUGGAUAACUACUUGUGCAAAGAAGAUCUGGAGAAGGUCCUGAACAAGCUGACGAAGGAGGAGCUGACGCCAGAGGAGGUACAGCUGGUCUGUGAGAAGACCAUCGAGGAGGCCGACCUGGACGGAGACAGCAAACUGUCCUACUCUGACUUUGAGAACAUGAUCUCCAGAGCCCCAGACUUCCUCAGCACUUUCCACAUAAGAAUCUAAAGGGCUCUGAGGAAGAUUUAACAACCUACCUCCGUCUGUGCUGGACACGACACCUCCUCUGGUUGGAGAUGGUAAAAACCGACACUGACAAUGCUAAAAAUAAGGACUUUUAAAAGAACAACAACCAGGAAAGAAUUUCUUUAGUGACUUUUUCGAACAGUGGAUGCAUAACUUAAAUUCCAAUAUGAGAAAAAGGGCUUAUAAAUGUUUUUAUGUUCAAGCAAUAAUGUACGAAACCAAAAAAAAAACCUAACUCACUGAGGGCUGUACUCCCAACAUAUGUGACAGCAGAUAGUGUUUGUCCACUGAUCCAAAGGUUGGUGAUUCAAAUCCCGCUCUCGACGGAAACAUUAGUGGUACGGUACACUGGUGUGUGAAUGUGUGUGUGAGUGUGUGUGUGAAUGGGUGAGUGGUUUCUUGAUGUAAAGCGCUUUGAGCCUUGAAGGUGAAAAAGUGCUGUAUAAAAAUGUAACUAUUUACCAUUUAUUGGGUGAUUGGAAAAAGUAAGAUUAUUUUUGUAUCAUUUCAUGCAUUUUAAAUAAAGGUCUUUUACUUUCC